Messenger RNA from Annulohypoxylon truncatum, 1179 nucleotides. RefSeq names its product translocation protein. The transcript has 3 exons. Gene Ontology annotation, cellular component: endoplasmic reticulum; endoplasmic reticulum membrane. NCBI's taxonomy places the organism in Eukaryota, Fungi, Ascomycota, Sordariomycetes, Xylariales, Hypoxylaceae. The record is from RefSeq and is a predicted model, not a curated record. Gene Ontology annotation, biological process: post-translational protein targeting to membrane, translocation. Bases 1 to 1179 code for a protein of 392 amino acids.
AUGCAAGCUCCCACUCCUCCUCCGGGAGCUAUCCCCAUACCAGUGGGACCUGGAGGCCAGAUGCCGUCGCCCCAGCAGAUUGCCGCGAUGCAACAACAGAUCGCAGCCGAAGCUCAGAAACAUGGCAUGACCGUUCCUCAAUUCAUUGAGCACAUCAAGGCACAGCGUCUAGCACAGUUGCAGCAAGCCCAAAGACAAGCGCAGCAGCAAGGGCAAGGACAAGGUGGCCAAGGCCAGCAAGGAGGACAACAAGGACCUCAAGGACCGCCACGCCCAGGUCCUCCUCCAGGACCCCAAGGCCAACCUCAGCCUAUCCGUCCCGGACCUCCCAAUCCUCUAGCAGUCACACUCGCCAAUUUCCUGAGAGGUCAGCCUUUGAAGCCACGCACUUGUAUUAUCAAUGGAGAGCGUAAGGAUAUGUUCAGAGUCAAGCGAGCACUUCGAGCUCUCCAAUCACCCGCCUAUGCGAAGCUCCGAGCUAAGAAUCCAGGACUCCCCGAGAUUACUGACCGUGCGUCGCUUGAGAACACCUUUAAGCUGCUACCUAUGUCCAUGUUAGCUUUACGUGUCAGUAAGAUAGACCCUCACGCAGGACACGACCAUCCUCCCAAGAAAGGGAAGCGAAUCAAGGGACUUUGGACUGUCAAGAUCGAACAGCAACAAGACGCUGCUGAUGACAUGUACUAUGUCUGGUUGUACGAAGGUAGCCAGAUUAUGCGCAAAGUCUACGCCGCUCUUGCAUUGGUUCUCAUCUUCAUCGUCGUCCUAUAUCCGCUGUGGCCACUUGUUUUGCGACAGGGUGUCUAUUACCUUAGCUGGGGAUUCUUGAUGCUUCUUGGUCUAUUCUUUCUCAUGGCCAUCUUCCGUGUCAUUCUAUUCUGUAUUACAUACUUCGUCGUGCCCCCAGGUCUGUGGCUAUACCCCAACCUCUGGGAAGAUGUCUCUUUUAUGGAUAGUUUCCGUCCAGUGUGGGCUUGGCAUGAGACCACGAAGCCCAAGAAGAAGAAGAAGAGAUCCGCCUCGGUCAAUGCUGAAUCUGCCGCUCAACUUGCUAGUCACACAGGUCAUCCUCCUCCGGCAACAGCUACUACCACCGCGACGACCACUCAAGUUCAGACCGCUCCGCAGCAGCGAGCUUAUGUAGCCCCCAGAGUCGAGGAGCUUGCCGAUGAUGAAUAA